Molecule: messenger RNA, 3638 nt
Organism: Chlamydomonas reinhardtii
Lineage: Eukaryota; Viridiplantae; Chlorophyta; Chlorophyceae; Chlamydomonadales; Chlamydomonadaceae
Exons: 7
Coding region: 202-2469 (755 amino acids)
Biological process (GO): regulation of DNA-templated transcription
Cellular component (GO): nucleus
Molecular function (GO): protein binding
Source: RefSeq, a predicted model, not a curated record
CUCUUGCAGACGAAACCAUAGCAUAGCGCCCGAACGGCCGGCGGCGUGGAGCAAUUCUGUUCCGACUCCCCUGAGAUCGCUCUUCCGACGCCUAGCGCUAAGUCCAAAGGGCUUUAUAAGCAUCAAGGUGCCUACAUCUUUGAAGCCUUCAAUCCUCCGUACUGGGCCUCGCGGUGCAGCCGGCCCAGAAUGCAAGCAACCAUGCACCUUAACCUUGACCCCACCGGCGUCCUAAGCGCCUGGGAGGGCGGCUCCGCGUUCUUCUCCGACGACGUGCCCAAGCAGCUGCUGGCAGCUGCCCAGCUGUUCCAGCACCAGCACAAACAACUGCAGCACCGCAGCCGGCCGAGCUGCGGGCUAGAAGAUUCAGCAGACGGCAUGGCGGUCAUGUCGGACCUGCAGGAGGAGCCUGAGGAGUCUGACCUGGCGGACCCGCAGCAGCAGCAGCUGCAGGGGGAGCUGGCGGGGGAGGGCCUGGCGGCGUCUGACCCGCUGGCCGGCUUCCAGCUGGACCUGUCGCACUGGGAGGCGCGGCUCAAGCCCGCGCCGCCCGCGCCGCUGGCCUCGCAGCCCAACCUCUUCACCAACCUGUUCACGCCGGCGGAGAUGGGGCUGACCUUCAUGUCCGCCGCGCCCCAGCCGCCGCCGCCGGCCCCCGCGCCCACCCCCCCUCCCGCGCCUCCCAUGGCGUUCCCCGGCUUCCCUCCGGCGGCCUGCUUCCCCGGUUUCCCCGGCGCAGCCUGCAUGGGGAUGGGCAUGGGCAUGGCCGGCCCGCCCACCGCCUUCAGCUUCCUGGGGCUUCCGUCCCUGCACACCAUGCUGCUCAUGCCGCCCGUGCCGCUGCCGGGCGCCGUGCCGUCCAUGUCCGCGGCGGCGGCGCAGGCGGUGCCGGCCGCCUCCACCGCCACCACCACCAGCAGUGAGGGAGCGCAGGUGGUGCCGCAGGCGGCGGCGGCCGCCGCAGCGGCAGCGGCGGCCGCGCCCUCGGGAGGAGAGGCGGUCAGCGGCCUGAGCGGCGCAGCCGCCGCCAGCGGCCAGUCUGGGGAGCAGCCGGCGGCGGCGGCCGCCGCCGCCGCGGGCCCGGUGACGUCGGGCGCGGUGGAUAGCCCGGACUCCCACGCCACGGCCGCUGCCGCCAUGGCGGCGGCGGCGGCGGCCGCCGCCGGUGGCGGCGCGCCUGUUCCGCCGCCGAGCCCUGGCGGCAGCGAGGCGGGCGUCGUGCCCGAGUACAAGGGCAGCCCGCUACACAGCGGCGCCGCCGGCAGCCCAGCCGGCGCCGUGUCUUCCACGGCCACGAGCGGCGGCGGCGCUGCCGCCGGCGGCGCCCUGCCGCCGCUGCCGCCCAUGCCCUCGCUCCUGCCCUUCAUGCCCAACCCGGGCUGCGCUGCGUCCGCCGCCGCUGCGGCGGCGGCGGCCUCUGCGGCGGUGGCGGCGGCGGUCAACGCUGCGGCCACGGUCAACGCCGCCGCCGCCGCCGGGCGGCAGCAGCAGCAGCAGCAUGAGGUGUACAUGGCGACCAUGCCGGGCAUGAUGCCCACACCGCUGGCGGCGCCGCCGCCGCAGCCGGCGACUUCAGAAACCAGUGCCGCUGCCGACGAACCGCAGCAGCAGCAGGUGGUGAUGGUGAAGCAGGAGCCGGUGGCCGGUGACGCCCCGCAGCCCCACUGCGACUCCUGGUCGCCCUGCCCCCAGCACCACCAACAAAACCCGUACCACCACCACCACCAGCAGCAGCAGGGGGUCUCAGAGGCCGCGGCGGCGGCGGCGGCGCAACACGUGGCGGCCGCGUUCCAGCAGCAGCUGCUACAGCCACAGCUACAGCCGACCCAGACCAUCAAGGAGGAGGAGCCGGAGCAGCUACAGCCGCCGCAGCAGCAAUUUGGCGAGUACCCGCACGCGCACCUGUACCCGUCGCCGCAGCAGCAGCAGCAGCAGCAGCAGCAGCAGGGCGAAGGUCAGGAUGAGGGGUACGGCGACGGCUUGGAUGAGGAGGAGGACGACGCCGCAACGGCAGCCACCGCGGCCGCCGCCGGAGGCGGCGGCGACGGCUUCCGGCUUCAGACGCGCGCGCAGGCCGCGGCGGCGGCGGCGGCGGCGGCGGCCGCGGGCCUGGCGGCGGGCGCGGGGGGCCUGAGCGGCCUGGGCACCACGGGCCACUUGCGCACGCGGGCGGAGUGCCUGGAGCGGUACCGCCAGAAGAAGGCGCGGCGGCACUACUCCAAGAAGAUCAGGUACCAGCUGCGAAAGAUCAACGCGGACAAGCGGCCGCGCAUCAAGGGGCGCUUCGUGAAGAAGGACGAGCUCGCCUCGUUCCUAGCCACCCAGCGCGGCGGCGGCGCGGCGGCGGGCCACGUGGACGAGCAGAUGAUGGACGAGCACGUGCACCAGCAUCACGGCGGUUUGUACGACGAGUCGUACUUUGACGACAUCCCGAUGCCCGACCCGGACAGCGACUACUGCGACGAGUGAGAGUGCGAGGAACGGAGGAGAAAAGUGUGAGAGGGGGACGGCUGUGAGCGGAGCUGUGAGAGGCGGCGCGAGGGAGCGGAGGGCAGGGGAGUGCGGGAAAGGCUGGAGCGAGAGAGAGAGAGAGCGAGGUGCACGAAAAGCGAGUGAGGGAGGCCGGCCCGCACGUGCGCGCGCACGCACCGCGUCGCCGCGGAGUAGUGUGUGUCACACGGCGGGCCGCUUUCAUGAUGCGCCCCUUUCAUGCAUCUCGUUGAACCCCCGCACUAGCUAGGCAGCAACUGCAACAACUGACUCAUAAAGCCCGGGAGUGCCGUACCGUGGGUGGCCGCGGGGCAGGCAGAGAGGUGUGGCGCGGGGAGGCCACAUGCUCAGGGGUUUCCCGAGGCAAAUCUGUUACAAGAUAUUGAGUUUUGGCUUGAUGUUUCUGAAGCACUUGGUUGCGGUUUUGGAGAGGCUGUAGUAGUCCUGAGUCGGAGACGGGCACGUAACAUUUUUCAAGUCGCGUCGGCGUUGCGUUUUGGUUGCGGCGUGCGGCGUGUUUUCGGCGUACUGCCGUCAAUGGGGUACGGCACGCCAGAACUCCCCGCUGACACGGUGUGACGCCCCCGCCCCGCAAGAGGAUGCCGGUGGUGCAGUUCCCCCUGCCGUACACCCACACCCGACACCAAUCAAACGUACAUGGCACAUUGGUUGCUUCUUUUGCACUCCUCUGGAGCUGGAUGGACCCCUUCAGGUUGCUUUUGCUGCUUGUUUGUGCUGGGCUGCUGACUAGUUAGCGUAGUGGUGGAUUCCAUUUUGCUGCGCGGUGACUCUUAAAGCUAGGGGCGCGCUUUUGAUGAGGCGCCUGGCUUCGCGGUUAGGGUUGUUUGAAUACCUACAAAAUCCGGUUGCUGUGGAUACGUUGCGGUGCAAAACGGGCCCGGUAGCGGGCGCGUCAGUCACACACAGUCAAGAUUCCUCUCUUUUUUCUAAAAUCUUUUCGGGGCACGAUGUUUGGUAAAAGCAAACGUGUUUAGUACGGCAAGUUUUUGUUUGGGAGGUUCUCCUUGCGAAUAUGCGUUUUGCACACCACGCUACGCAGUGUACCGGAUGAAAAACAAAAAGGACGGGGACUCGGGUUUGGUGUUUGCAGCCCACGAUGACACACAUUGGGCGAGUAUGACUGGGGG